Molecule: messenger RNA, 2500 nt
Organism: Myodes glareolus (Bank vole)
Lineage: Eukaryota; Metazoa; Chordata; Mammalia; Rodentia; Cricetidae
Source: RefSeq, a predicted model, not a curated record
AUGUGUCAGGUGAGCGUGUUGACCACCCUGGAACGCAGGUUCAACCUUCAGAGUGCUGAUGUGGGCGUGAUUGCCAGCAGCUUCGAGAUUGGGAACCUGGCGCUGAUUCUCUUCGUGAGCUACUUCGGAGCACGCGGGCACCGACCGCGCCUUAUCGGCUGUGGCGGCAUCGUCAUGGCCUUGGGCGCCCUGCUUUCAGCACUGCCAGAGUUCCUCACCCACCAGUACAAGUACGAGGCUGGCGAGAUCCGCUGGGGCGCAGAGGGCCGCGACGUCUGCGCCUCCAAUGGCUCCAGCAGUGAUGAGGGGCCCGACCCCGACCUUAUCUGCCGUAACCGGACAGCCACCAACAUGAUGUACUUGCUGCUCAUUGGGGCUCAGGUGCUGCUGGGCAUCGGUGCUACCCCCGUGCAGCCCCUGGGGGUUUCCUACAUUGAUGACCACGUGCGGAGGAAGGACUCCUCGCUCUAUAUAGGAAUCCUGUUCACGAUGUUGGUAUUUGGACCAGCCUGUGGAUUUAUUCUGGGCUCUUUCUGUACCAAAAUCUAUGUGGAUGCCGUCUUCAUUGACACAAGUAACCUGGACAUCACUCCAGAUGACCCACGCUGGAUUGGAGCCUGGUGGGGCGGCUUUCUGCUCUGCGGUGCCUUGCUCUUCUUCUCGUCCCUCUUGAUGUUUGGGUUCCCACAGUCCCUGCCCCCACACUCAGACCCCGCCAUGGAGAGUGAACAGGCUAUGCUCCCAGAGAGAGAAUACGAGAGGCCCAAGCCCAGCAAUGGGGUCCUGAGACACCCUCUGGAGCCAGACAGCAGUGCCUCCUGCUUCCAGCAGCUGAGAGUGAUCCCCAAGGUCACCAAGCACCUGCUCUCAAACCCCGUGUUCACCUGUAUCGUCCUGGCUGCCUGCAUGGAGAUUGCUGUGGUGGCCGGCUUCGCUGCCUUCCUGGGCAAGUACCUGGAACAGCAGUUCAACCUCACCACCUCCUCUGCCAACCAGCUGCUCGGGAUGACGGCCAUCCCCUGUGCCUGCCUGGGCAUCUUCCUGGGUGGCCUCCUGGUGAAGAAGCUGAGCCUGUCUGCUCUGGGGGCCAUCCGGAUGGCCAUGCUGGUCAACCUAGUGUCCACGGCCUGCUACGUCUCCUUCCUCUUCCUGGGCUGUGACACAGGCCCUGUGGCUGGGGUCACUGUUCCCUAUGGAAACAACUCAGCACGUGGCUCGGCCCUCGACCCCUACUCUCCGUGCAACAAGAACUGUGAAUGCCAGACCGAUUCCUUCACCCCAGUGUGUGGGGCCGACGGCAUCACCUACCUGUCAGCCUGCUUUGCUGGCUGCAAUAGCACGAACCUCACAGGCUGUGCAUGCCUCACCACCGUUCCCCCUGAGAAUGCCACCGUGGUGCCAGGAAAAUGCCCCAGUCCUGGGUGCCAAGAGGCCUUCCUCACCUUCCUCUGUGUGAUGUGUGUGUGCAGCCUGAUCGGGGCCAUGGCCCAAACACCCUCCGUCAUCAUCCUCAUCAGGACAGUCAGCCCUGAACUCAAGUCUUACGCGUUGGGAGUUCUUUUUCUCCUUCUUCGUUUGUUGGGUUUCAUCCCCCCACCUCUCAUCUUCGGGGCUGGUAUCGACUCCACCUGUCUGUUCUGGAGCACCUUCUGUGGGGAGCAAGGCGCCUGCGUCCUCUAUGACAACGUGGUCUAUAGAUACCUGUACGUCAGCAUCGCCAUUGCGCUCAAGUCCUUUGCCUUCCUCCUCUACACCACCACGUGGCAGUGCCUGCGGAAAAACUAUAAACGCUACAUCAAAAACCACGAGGGCGGGCUGAGCACCAGCACAGAGUACCAAGAUAUUGAGACUGAGAAAACCUGCCCUGAGUCACCCUCAGAAGACUCCUUCGUGCGAAGCUGAGGGCUGCCCUCGCUGAUGGCAGAGCCUACCAUUGCCGCCGCCGCCGCCACCACUACCGCUCACAGACCUCAAGGCCUGACAUAGCGCUGCCCUGCCCGGGAACCCAAGGGGUCCCAUGUGGAUGAUCCAGUGUCUGGUCCUUUGAGGCUUCAAGCACAGGCCCGUGACAAGGACUAAGGAGGUGUCAUGUGCUCAGGAGGCCACCAGAGUGGGCAUCAUUCCUAAGAAGCAAGGUUGACCUGACGUGCAAAUUUCCUUUGGCCUGUCUCUCUUCCAGCUUCUGAAGGAUGGCUUUCUGACCUGCUUUAGAAACUUCCCCCUUUGGGGGAUACUUCUCUGAUGGAACACUCUUAACUCUUAACAGUUCCAAAGAAACCACCAGAGACCGGACUUUAACAGAAGGGUGUAAAAAUCCAGGUUCCCAGAAGAGGAGAGGAAGAAAAGCACACACUUAAUAGAUUCUGAGCGUGAUAGUCUGUAUUUUUGGUGUUUUUUUUUUUGCAGCUUAUAUUUUCCAGAUGAGCAAUUUAGAGAUACAUGAUAUAAAGUAUACUGUACAUUUGCUGAAAAUUAUAUUAAAAGCACUAUUUUAAUUCUU